This is a messenger RNA of Paramecium pentaurelia, 1255 nucleotides long. The record is from the annotation of a GenBank genome assembly. Lineage: Eukaryota; Ciliophora; Oligohymenophorea; Peniculida; Parameciidae.
AUGGUUUAAGCAAAAUUUACGCAAUUAGAAAAGAUGUGCUUUCAUAGCUGCUAAUAUUGCAUGUAUAGACUUUUAUUGCUAAAGUAAAUAACAUUCUACCUCUCUAGUAGAUUGCGAUUUAGGAGCACCAGGAAAGCCAUAUAUUUACUUGUUAGGAAAUGCUUAAAUCAGGAGUAAAAUUUACAUCUGAAGGUUUAUUUUGAUGAAUUCAAUGCUGCUAUCUUUAUAGUGGAACUACAAACUAAGUAUUUUUGUACAACAUUGAAUGAUACUAGCGAAAAUAAGUACACAUUCCUUGGAGGAAAUAAUUAUUUUAAAUUGGGCAAUUAAAUUAACAGAUAAAUACAAAAGUACUAAUGCUGCUGCUUCAAAAUGUAGGAAAUAACCAAAUUGUGUUAGAUUCAAUGCGAUAGAUGCAGACCAAUAACAACUGCUACUACAACUUCAGCAUUUAAAAAAAAAACAGGUUAUGAAAAAGUUACAAUAAUAACUGAUUCUGAAUUUGAUUCUUAUUUAAGUCGAUGUGUCACUUGUAGUAAAGGAAGUACUCCAAAUAUAAAUCCAUGCACAUCAUACAGAGGAAUUAAAUAAUUAAGUAAAUUAUUUAAAAAAUUAUUGGACUGGAUACUAAUAAGAAUACCACUUCUGAAUAAAGUUCUGAGGAUGCUGGAAAUACUGAAACUAGUAAAUGCAAAGUAAGAAGUUGUACUGAAACACUUCAGCUAUAACCGAUACUGAAUGUGCCACUUAUCAGAAAUGUUAUAUAAAUAAGAGUAUUGGAUCUAUUGGCGCAACAUAGGUCAUGCUUUGCAUUCAAGGGAGGUUAAGCAGCUUGCUCAAAAUUUAAGGGAUCUUUACUACAUCAAAUUGUGUUAAGAAGAAGUGUAGUAAUAUAUCAAGUGAACACAAAAAAGAAUGUAAUGAUGGUAAGCCACAAUUUAUAACAAUUAAUGAUCCUUUCUGUGUCUUUGGUGGAAUUUCAUGUAUUUAUUAUGGAAAACUUUGUAAUGCUUUCAAUGAAACUUAAUAGACAGGGCACUAUUUUUGUCUAAAAUGGCCCACACAAAACUAGAAAAGUUGGAACUGCCAAAGGAACAUGUGUUAAUAGAUAAUUUACAGAAACACUCAAUACUCUUACAUUUGAUACCGAUUAUCAGAAGCAUCAUAAAGAUUGUUAUACCUCUGGUUAUGGAUACAAAAGUAUUAAAUAAUUUAACUAUUUGAAAUAAUAGGCUCUAUGCAAAAUAAGAGAUGA